This is a messenger RNA of Dothidotthia symphoricarpi CBS 119687, 1626 nucleotides long. RefSeq lists its product as uncharacterized. Lineage: Eukaryota; Fungi; Ascomycota; Dothideomycetes; Pleosporales; Dothidotthiaceae. The coding region runs from base 1 to 1626 and encodes 541 amino acids. Gene Ontology annotation, cellular component: mitochondrion. The transcript has 3 exons. The record is from RefSeq and is a predicted model, not a curated record.
AUGUUUACAGCGGCGAAUCCAUAUCUCUAUACUACUGGGCGCUGGCUAAAUCAUGACAAGUUACAUCGCGAGGCGCGUCACGUGGAGUUCGACUUUGCUGCGCUCUGCGCAAAGGCCGUGAACGUUUGCACUGGCGCGACAAACGUGGUUCGAUACGAAAAGAAAGAGGGAGGCUUCAACAGAGCCUUUCUUUUGUGUUUAGACAAUGGAGCUCGCGUUGUCGCUAGAGUCCCGUAUCAUAUUGCUGGCCCGCGAAGAUUGACCACGAACUCCGAAGUGGCGACAAUGGCUUAUGUACGCUCAUUCACUAACAUACCUAUUCCCAAAGUUCUUGACUGGAACGACGAUGCAACUUCUAUUGGCACCGAAUACAUAAUAAUGGAACACGCUCUCGGAGUUCAGCUGCACGAUAAGUGGUCUUCAAUGUCUCCUCAUCAGCAUAUGUUGUGCGUAAAGAAUAUAGCCUUCGUGAUGACCGAGAUGGCCAAGCUUUCAUUUCCAGUGUACGGAAGUUUGUACUUUGCUGACGCACCGAUCGAUCCGAAGUUGAAGUCCGACUUUGUCGAAGGUUUCUGCAUUGGCCCUCACUGUGGUACGCAAUACUGGAACUGUAAUGCCGGCGAGGCUAGGUUCUAUGAGGAAAGGUCUCCGAACAGAGGGCCAUGGUCCGACCUCCAGUCGUAUUGCUCUGGCCUGAUUGACGCUGGCUUUUCACGCAUUCCAAAGGUUGACCCACAGGCAAGACUCUCAUACCACGGCUCUGUCAAGGAGCAUCUCCGUCUACUGGACGUUACCAACAGAGUUAUUCAGGAGUUGACUCGGAGCUCAAUCAUCGAAAAAGUGGCCGAUCCAACAUUGCUUCACCCUGACAUUCACAAAAGAAACAUUUAUGUCUCGGAGGAAGACCCUUCUUGUAUUACCGCAAUCAUCGACUGGCAAUCUACUAGCAUCGAACCAGCAUUCGUCUACGCAAAUGAUACGCCUGAUCUAGUUGAAGAUCCUACUGCCGACAUCCCAAUCCUUGGAAACCUGAUGUCGUUGGAGGGUGGGCCGUCAGAUGCGGAACCUUCCAAGGCUUCCAAGGCAACCACGGCGGAGACUCCAGAAGAAGAGGCAGCAAGGAAAAGACAUGAGAAAGACGUCUUAACGUGCCGGAAAACUUUCGAGGUCGUGCUACUAGGCUACAUGCGAAAACUCCACGAUGCAAGGGCCAUGGAUCCAACGCUGCUGAGGUCUAUUCGAUACUGUGAUGUGUCCUGGAGGAUUAGCGCGACAGCCUUGCGGCAGGAGCUAAUCGAUCUCUCACAACACUGGACUGCGCUUGGCCUCCCCGGUCUUUGUCCGUACCAACCAACGUCAGAGGAGCUCGCCGAGCACGCGAAGCAGUAUGAAGAUUUUGAAACUGUCCAGCAACUGAAGUUGUUCCUCAAGCGCGCGCUGGAUGUAGAGUCGGAUGGAUGGGUCCCUGCCAACAAGUGGGUUGCAACAAAAGUGGAGAACACAAAGUUAUUUGGCCAGUGGGUAGAAAGCAUUAAGGAGUCUGGGGGUAGUGAAGACCGUGCCAGAGCCCUAUGGCCAUUUGGCGAAGGCUGCACUUUGCAGACUGGGAUUACGGAAAAUACAUGA